AUGGCGGAAUCAGCACCAACCAAGGCCGUUGCGCCGAUGCAGCGCAAAGAAAGCAGGAGAGUGAUCGAAGCAAAGAAGACCUACGGCCGUGGAAAGGCUAUCCAUACUCAGGGUAUCAGAGACAAAAAGCUCCGGAGUAACCUCCGAGCCGUUGAAGCCAAGUACAAAGAUGCAGUAGUCCGGGCCAAAGAUGCGGAGAUUCUUCUCGAACAUGAAGCUGGUUUUAUUGAGCCUGAGGGGGAGAUGGAAAGGACUUAUAGGGUUCGACAAAGCGAAAUUACAGCGAAUGUCGGAAUUGAGACCGCCAAGAAGAAGUUUGAAUUGAAGCUGGAGGACUUCGGACCGUACCGCAUGGACUACACAAGAAAUGGCCGCGAGUUGUUGUUAGCCGGACGAAAAGGGCAUGUUGCGACAAUGGACUGGCGGAAUGGCAAGCUAGGCUGUGAGCUGCACCUGAGGGAAACCGUUCGAGAUGCCCGGUGGCUACACAACAAUCAGUUCUUUGCUGUGGCCCAGAAGAAGUCGGUGUAUAUCUACGAUAGCAAGGGUGUGGAAAUCCACUGUCUGAACCGGAUUGUCGAGCCCUGUUUCCUUGAAUUCCUUCCUUAUCACUUCCUCCUCGCAUCAGCUCAAAUGAGCGGACAUCUCAAGUACACCGAUACCUCAACCGGACAGCUCGUCGCUGAAAUCCCUACCAAAGUCGGCGCCCCAACAUCCCUCUGCCAAAAUCCAUGGAACGCCAUCGUCCACGUCGGUCACCAAAACGGAACCGUCACACUCUGGUCCCCCAACACGCAAGCCCCACUGGUCAAAGCCCUCGUGCACCGUGGCCCAGUCCGAUCAAUGGCAAUCGACCGCCAGGGACGGUAUAUGGUCUCGACAGGCCAAGACCUAAAAAUGCAAGUCUGGGAUAUCCGCAUGUACCGCGAAGUCCACUCCUACUCCUGCCACCAACCGGGCUCCUCCGUCUCCAUCAGUGACCGCGGUCUCACAGCAGUCGGCUGGGGUACUCAAGUCAGCGUUUGGCGCGGGCUCUUCGACGCGGCAACCGCCGAUCAGGGUAAAGUUCAAAGCCCCUACAUGGCGUGGGGCGGCGACGGGCAACGCAUCGAAAACAUGCGCUGGUGCCCCUUCGAGGAUAUCCUCGGCGUGGCGCACGACAAGGGCUUCGCGAGCAUCAUCAUCCCCGGCGCGGGAGAACCCAACUUCGAUGCCCUGGAAGUAAACCCGUACGAAAACCCCAAGCAACGCCAGGAAGCCGAAGUCCGCGCCCUUCUGAACAAACUCCAACCGGAUAUGAUCUCGCUCGACCCCAAUUUCAUCGGCAAAGUCGACACCAUCAGCGACAAGAAGAACCGCGAGGAAAAGGACCUCGAUCGCCAACCCGAAGAUACCAUGGAAAAACUCAAGAACCGGGGACGGGGCAGGAACAGCGCGCUGCGCAGGUACCUCCGCAAGAAGGGCAGGCGGAAUGUCAUCGACGACCAGCUGCUCAAGGCUCAGAUGCUGCGCAAGGAGCAUGCUGCGCGUGCAAAGGACAAGCUCCAAGCCGAGCGCGAAGACUUGGGCCCGGCGCUGGGCCGAUUUGCCCGGAAGGAAAUGUAA
Messenger RNA from Aspergillus ochraceoroseus IBT 24754, 1605 nucleotides. Its product is annotated as WDR46/Utp7 family protein. Bases 1 to 1605 code for a protein of 534 amino acids. Gene Ontology annotation, biological process: maturation of SSU-rRNA from tricistronic rRNA transcript (SSU-rRNA, 5.8S rRNA, LSU-rRNA). The transcript is spliced from 2 exons. Gene Ontology annotation, cellular component: 90S preribosome; small-subunit processome; nucleolus. The record is from RefSeq and is a predicted model, not a curated record. Gene Ontology annotation, molecular function: protein binding. NCBI's taxonomy places the organism in Eukaryota, Fungi, Ascomycota, Eurotiomycetes, Eurotiales, Aspergillaceae.